AGUCAUCAUGAAUUACCUGCGCAGGCGUCUGUCGGACAGCAGUUUUGUAGCCAAUCUGCCCAACGGCUACAUGAUGGACCUGCAGCGUCCUUCCAGCUCCAGCAGCUCUCCAGCGUCUCCGGCCACAGAGCGCCGCCCGCCGCCGGCCCCGGCCCCGGCCCCGGCCCCAACCCCAGCCCCGGGCCCCGCGGGCUUCCUCAGCUCCUUCUCCAGUGUGGUGAAGACGGCUCAGAUCGCCAGCGCUGUUCAGGCCAAAGCCUCCGCCGCGCACGCAGACGCCGCUAAACCCGCCGAACGCAAACCCAAAGUCCUGCUGGUCAUCGACGAGCCACACACAGACUG
This is a messenger RNA of Sinocyclocheilus grahami, 342 nucleotides long. Its product is annotated as synapsin-2-like. The transcript has a single exon. NCBI's taxonomy places the organism in Eukaryota, Metazoa, Chordata, Actinopteri, Cypriniformes, Cyprinidae. The record is from RefSeq and is a predicted model, not a curated record. Gene Ontology annotation, cellular component: synaptic vesicle membrane. Gene Ontology annotation, biological process: neurotransmitter secretion. The annotation marks the transcript as partial.